Stylonychia lemnae is the source of this 576-nucleotide messenger RNA. The record is from the annotation of a GenBank genome assembly. NCBI's taxonomy places the organism in Eukaryota, Ciliophora, Spirotrichea, Sporadotrichida, Oxytrichidae.
AUGCUUCCGAGAUAAACAGCAGUCUGUGAAUUGAACGGUCGAAAGUCAUACCCAUUAAUAGCCUUCGAUAGAGAAAUCCAACUGCAAGUACCACAAAAACUUUAAAGAGCUAUUUUGCAUGAGGGAUUCUUGAAGGGAAAUGGGCAUGAGGAGCAUUCUCGUUCGGAUAGCAACUUUAUUUAUAUAAGAAUGCUGCCAAAAACUAAGAAGGUAUACAUGACUCUAAACAGAACAACUGUUUUGUUUAUACCAUAGUCUGAAGCAUUCCAGCUUAGUUCUGCUGGAUUCAAAUACUCUAUUAUUGUUGUCAUAGUACUUUUAGCUGAAUUAGAUCAAGUUUAUUUAGCUGACUUCGAUUUAAUAUAAAUUUGCUCAAGAGGAUAAGCUGCUAAAAGCAAGAAAUCUAAUACCAUGUACAAUUAAUACAACAAUCUUGAACUUAUGUUCAAGCUCAUCAAAUCAAAUGAUGUCAGAAACAAUUUCUCCUUGAAGUUUUACUCGCAAUUACGAAAUUUCAUUCUGUAUUCUUCCUUUCUAUUCAUUUUAGAUAAUUAUAAAUAUAUAAUAAUCCUAUGA